AUGACCGACCUCACGGAUGCAACAAACGAGCAACUGCACAUCAGCAAUGGCGCCAUCCCUGCACAAUCCCAUGAUGCAGCAGAGCAGACCGUCACCGCCAUGGCUCAAGCAGACUCCAUCUCUGCCGACGAAAUCGCCCUAUACGACCGUCAAAUCCGCCUGUGGGGAGUCCAGGCGCAGGAGAAAAUCCGCACCGCCAACGUCCUCCUCGUCUCCAUCAAAGCGCUCGCCAACGAAAUCGCAAAAAACCUCGUCCUCGCCGGCAUAGGCUCCAUCACACUCGCAGACCAUGAGCUCGUCACUGAGGAGGACCUGGGCGCCCAAUUCUUCAUCACCGACGAAGAUGUAGGCAAAAACCGCGCCCAAGCAGCAGCCCCCCAAGUCCAAAAACUCAACCCACGCGUCAAAGUAAACGUCCUGACCACCGACAUCCGCAACGAGCAAGACCCCAGCUUCUACGCCGCCUACGACAUCAUCAUUGCAACUGACAUGGACUUCCUCUCCUCUAGUGCCCUCAACGCCGGUGCCCGCAUCGCGCGCAAGCCCUUCUAUGCCAGCGCCUCUCAUGGCAUGUACGGCUACAUCUUCGCCGACCUCGUCUCCCACAGCUUUGUCAUCGAGCGCGAGAAGAGCAACCGGGCCACACAGACAGGCCCAGAAAGCGCAACACGCAGCGUCCAAUCCGUCUCGGUGAAGCGGGAGAGCGGCAAAGUCGUCGAAAUGGUCACCAAGCAGGAACUCUACUCUCCCCUCAUGCUAGCCAAGGACUCGCCCCUCGCCACCGACAUUUCAAACAACGCCCGCCGCCUGAAAAAAGUCCACCCCCUCCUCACCUGCGUCCGCGCCCUCUGGGAAUUCCAACGCAACGGCCACGGCAUCUACCCAACCCACACCCCACAGGACCUCCAGCUCUUCACCACCCUCGCCAACAUCAAACACCAAGAACUCUUCCUCCCCUCCGAAACCCUCACCGCAGACUUCCUCCGCAGUUUCUUGCAGAAUCUCGGCAGCGAAAUCGCGCCCGUCACGGCGUUUCUGGGCGGCCAGCUCGCUCAGGAUGUCAUCAAUGUGCUUGGCCAGCGCGAGCAGCCGAUUCAAAAUCUCAUGCUGUUUGACGGCGAGGACAGCGCGGGGCCUGUAUACUCGCUUCAUCCCAUUUUUCCGGCUACGAGUGUGCCCGUGUUGAGUAGUGUGCCUGUUGAGGCGCCGGUGAUUGCUGUCUAG
Molecule: messenger RNA, 1224 nt
Organism: Plenodomus lingam JN3
Lineage: Eukaryota; Fungi; Ascomycota; Dothideomycetes; Pleosporales; Leptosphaeriaceae
Biological process (GO): protein sumoylation
Cellular component (GO): cytoplasm; SUMO activating enzyme complex
Molecular function (GO): SUMO activating enzyme activity
Source: RefSeq, a predicted model, not a curated record